UACACAAUGCCUCCAACUGCCUUCCCGAUUCUAAAACUACCUUCAGGUUCAUGUAGAACUGCUCUACUCUGCUUGGAUUUUCCUUCUUUAAUCAACUUUUCCCUGGUAUCCGAACGGUCAAAACAAUGUGCAGUGUCAUUAAAUCUCGAGGUGAAGGAAUUGGAUUUGAAAAUCAAUCGAAAAGUCAAUGUGUGUGUUGAGAGGGAGCAACUCAGCCAAGUGCUCAUCGAAUGGAACCCAAACGAAGUUGACCUAAAACAAUUGUUGGAGCACUGCAUGCACAUUUUCCACGAACAUUCUGUCAGCACUUUAAUGAUAUCAGAAGGGCUUCAGAACUGGCGGCCCAUUCACACCGCCUUGAGCAGCUGGGAGUGUAAAUCUGCAAUACUAAGAUCGGCAAGUGAUGACACCUGGUUUCAGAAAACCAUAGAUAGAAUUCUGAUUGUCUCCUUCCUCCCAAUGCCAAUGGAAACUAGGAAUGCGUGUCGGCGGAUUAUUGCCUGUCCACGGAAGGAUACAGUGUGGUUCAUGCCAUACACAUUCUCUGACUUAUUGUCUACAAGUAGUGAGCGUGUCUCAUCAAUGGCACCCAUCAGUGCAGAAGACUACAAUUUGUUCCUCAGGCUCUGGGCUCACGGGUCAAAUCCAGCUCUAAAGCUUCUGACGCACAAGAUAUUCAAGAAUCUCGACUACAGUAAUCAACCUGGUAAUGCGGUGAGAACAAUUUACAAAUGGGAUGGAACCGAAGCGAGUGUGAAAUUUGAUGAUGUUACCUUGUCGUUGGUUACUUUUCGUGUUCACUAAUUCUUUUGUGAUAUAUUUGUAGUAAAACGGUUUAUUUUCCAAUU
Caenorhabditis elegans is the source of this 848-nucleotide messenger RNA. RefSeq names its product F-box associated domain-containing protein (gene fbxb-59). The transcript has 3 exons. Bases 7 to 804 code for a protein of 265 amino acids. The record is from RefSeq and is marked reviewed. NCBI's taxonomy places the organism in Eukaryota, Metazoa, Nematoda, Chromadorea, Rhabditida, Rhabditidae.